This is a messenger RNA of Rotaria sordida, 1311 nucleotides long. The record is from the annotation of a GenBank genome assembly. Lineage: Eukaryota; Metazoa; Rotifera; Eurotatoria; Philodinida; Philodinidae.
AUGUCUCUAAAUAAUUUUCAACGUUAUCCAUCGGUUGUAUUCACAUCGGAUGAAGAGGCUGGUGAGAAGGAUGAUACUCUAAUGGACGCAGAAUUUUCUACAUCAAUGGCACAACAUGUUCAUUCAGAUGUAAUACAAACAAAUGAACAACAAUUAGUUCUACUACCACCACUACCAUCGACACCAAUGCGUUCAUUAGCUCGAAGGCAACGAACAACAACAACAACAGCAAGAGCACAAGAAAUUGAACUGAUCGAUUUGGUAACACCAAAAAAAUCGCCAACUCUUCAUUAUCAGUCAAAUUAUAUAUCACGUACAAUUCAUUUUUUUAAUCAACAACGUUUAUCAAUUUUACCUAAAUUUCCAACAACGGGUAAUACUACCAAUGUACAUUUAUUAUUAGCCAAUGUACCUAUGGCUCAAUUAUCAUCCGAAGAAUUGGCACGUCGUCAAACUGGUCAAUAUAAACCACUCUUUACAAUUUCAAAUUAUGAUCCAUCAGUAACAUCACUUAUGGUUAAUAAUUAUUAUACAUAUUUUGGUCCCAUACUUGAACGUUUCAAGGUUGAUGUAGCCAUUUUAGAUUAUAAUUAUGGACUUUUAAAAAAUUAUCUUAAAUUAUAUCGUAGUGCUCGUCUACGAAUUCUAUCAACUGACAAACUUUCAGAAGAUCCUUUAUAUUUAAGUGAUACAGAAUUUCCACAAUUAUUUGAAUUCUUUUUACAAAUCGAUGUUGAUCUUUUCUAUAUGAAAACAUGUUCAUUUCGUGAUGCACAACCAAGAUCAAUAACAGAAGGUAUAUUUUGUUCCAAUAUACCUGAUUGUCUUUAUACAAUGUCAAGAUGUGGUGAUUGUAAUUUAUGUCAACAAUCAAAUGAUAUCAAUUAUCGUCAACAAGCACCAGUCUUAUUUAAUCGUUAUGAAAGACAUCGAUUUGUCAAUGGAUAUGAGUCGAUAUUAAAUUGUCCGGCAACAUGUGAUACAAAAAAUUAUAUUUAUGUUCUAACAUGUGUAUGUGGUCAAUUUGAAUUUAUUAGUGAUACAAAAUUUGCAUUGAAUGUUCGAUUACGUGGUCAUCGUUUUAUUGGUAAUAAUCUUAUACAAGAACAAUCAACGUCAUUACACAAAGAAAAUAUGUUAUUAUAUCAACAUUCAAUGCAAUGUUCAGCAGCCGUACAAAUGUUUUUAUAUAGAAAUGAAGAUUGUUGGCGAUUUGUACCACUGCCAAUUGAUGAAGCUAAUCAAGAUAAUUCUCGCUAUCAUAAUAUGCGAGCAACAACAACUACAGAGACGAAUAUUCAUCCAAAUUGA